AUGAAGCGAUUUACGAAAGAUUAUAUCGAGCUGGGCGCUGAUCUUCUUUUUCUGUUCGCCAGCCAGAAGGCUGCUGGUCAUCUAGUCACAAGUGCCCUUUUGUCCGAAAAGUAUUGCACAAUUCUGGCCGAUCCUGGAGAAGAAAACUUGGAUGCGCCGGUAGUAGCCUCAACGACGAGGAGGAUGACAGCGUUAAGUGCAAUCGAUUUUCGCGUUCUUUUACGCAGCCUGGCAUUCUGUGCAAAGCCUUCCACUGACCGAUGCCUCAGAGGUCAAGAUGUUUGGCAAUUGAAAGAUGAUGUGGUCCCAAUCGCGUCGGCCUGGUUGACCACCAAAUAG
Protopolystoma xenopodis is the source of this 339-nucleotide messenger RNA. The record is from the annotation of a GenBank genome assembly. Lineage: Eukaryota; Metazoa; Platyhelminthes; Monogenea; Polystomatidea; Polystomatidae.